AUGGGUUGCUAUUUUCAGGGAUCGGUGGUGGUUGAGGCCUUGCAGUUGGUGUUGGGUACGUUGAGUUGGCAGUGGGUGAUUAUGGGUGGUGGUGGUGGUUAUGGCAGUGCAGUUGGUGUUGGGCAAAGUGGGUUUGCAGCUGGUGGUUAUGGAAAUGGGUUGAAAUUUUUGGGGUUCAUGCUGUGGUUGUGGCAGUGCGGCUGGUGUUGGCAUGGUGGAUUUGCAGUGGGUGGUGGUGGCAGUUGGAAUUUGUGUGCAUUGCGGCAAGGUAGAAGUGGCUGCAGCAGGGCAACAGUGUGUGGUGGGCCUGGUGGUGAUAUGCAGGGUGUAGGUCUUGCAAUUGAAACUAGAGGAGGUCAAUCCGACCUUGAACCUAAGUUGUUUGGGGUAAGAGCCUUGAUCUUUGGUGCUAUAUGGAUCAUUAUUGGAAAACGUGUUUGGUUUUUCCCUAACAUACUUGCAGAGGAAGCGACACUCCAGGAGUUGUUCCGUUUUUGGCCCCAGAAAGAUGAGGAGGAGCGACCAAAGUGGACAGCAAGGCUUUUCUAUGCAAUAGUGGCUGUGCUGGUCAUAUUAAUUUUGAGGCACCAUGCACCUGAUGAGGCUGCUAGAGCCAGAUAUCAGAAGCGGGUUUCUAACAUUAUUGAUGAUGUUCUAGAAUGGUCUCCAAGAUUGGCUUUGUCAGGAAUGAUGGAGAAGCAGCAAACAGUGGUUAAUGCCACCGAGCCUAUCGAGAAUUUUACAGAGGGUAGCGAAACAAGCUCAGACAAGGUGGUUCCCCCUUAUAACAUGGAUGGAGAAGCAGUCUCUGAACAACAAGAGGAGGAUGAAGAAGUGAUUGGAAACGUGGAAGACACUUUAUCAUCAUAA
Molecule: messenger RNA, 870 nt
Organism: Ilex paraguariensis (yerba mate)
Lineage: Eukaryota; Viridiplantae; Streptophyta; Magnoliopsida; Aquifoliales; Aquifoliaceae
Source: the annotation of a GenBank genome assembly